This is a messenger RNA of Episyrphus balteatus (marmalade hoverfly), 1846 nucleotides long. Its product is annotated as organic cation transporter protein-like. Gene Ontology annotation, molecular function: transmembrane transporter activity. Gene Ontology annotation, biological process: transmembrane transport. The coding region runs from base 63 to 1736 and encodes 557 amino acids. The record is from RefSeq and is a predicted model, not a curated record. The transcript has 6 exons. Gene Ontology annotation, cellular component: membrane. NCBI's taxonomy places the organism in Eukaryota, Metazoa, Arthropoda, Insecta, Diptera, Syrphidae.
UUUAGUUAACUUUUAGCAGAGUGCUAACAGACUGUCGGUUAGUAGUAAGUAUUAUUCGAACAAUGACUGAGCUUGAAAACGGUUGUGCAAAUGAAAGCGGCAAGGACGCUACACCUCCACCGCCGCCGCAGUCAGAUCAAUUCGGUUUAGACGCGAUAUUAGUUCGUAUUGGUGAAUUUGGAAAAUUCCAAAUGCGUAAUUAUGCACUCAUCAUUCCGCCAGUGAUAUUUAAUGCCUAUUUAAUGUGUUCGUAUAUAUUUCUAACAAGUUCUGUAGUUCAUAGAUGCCGAAUUCCUGAAUGUGAUGGAUCAACAAAUAUUUACCAACAACCUUGGAUGGAUUUUUCCAUUCCUCAAACUUCCGCAGGAGAUUUGGAUAAAUGCCAUCGUUAUAUUCCUUAUAACCGAACUAAUUCUGAUAAAUGUUUUGCUGAAAAUUUUAACAAAAAUUCCCAAGAAAACUGCGGGACAGACUUUAUAUUUCGUGAUAACGAACUUACCAUAUCAAAUGACUUCAAUAUUUAUUGCUCAGAUGAUUGGAAACUUUCGAUGGUUGGGACGAUAAAUAUUGCUGGACAAUUUAUUGGUUCUCCUUUGGGGGGUUAUUUUUCUGACAGAUAUGGCCGUCGAACAUUGGUUGCAUUUGGAGGGACGAUGAGUGCAAUUUUGGGAUUAGUUCGAUCCUUUUCACCAAAUUACUACAUGUUUCUAACUUUUGGAUUUCUUGAAAAUGUUUGUAGUGCUGUUAUGUAUGCAACACUUUUUAUUAUUGGAGCUGAAUUAUUUGGUCAAAAAGCAAGAGUUCUUAGUAAUUCGAUAUUACCAAUGUUUUAUAGUGUUGGUGAAAUUCUCCUAGCUAUUAUUGCUAAAAGUACACAUAAUUGGCGUUGGAUUUUAAGAAUCGGUUAUGCACCAGCUUUAGCUCAUUUGGCUUUGUUAUGGUUUCUACCGGAGAGUGUUCGUUGGCUUUUAUCGCGUGGUGAAGAAGAAAAAGCUGCUGAUAUUCUUCGACAAGCUGCUAAAACUAAUAAACGAAAAUUGUCAGAUGUUACAAUUCAAAAAUUGAUAUUGGAAAAUCGGUACAAGUUGGAAGAAGUGAAUGCGACAGAGUUUCCUAUUACACAAGCUUUUAAAAUGUUUCCUUGGAGAAUUGUGAAUUGUGCAUUGUGUUGGUUUUCAAAUGUUUUAGUCUAUCACGGGCUUAAUUUGAAUUCACAACUUUUGGGUGGAAAUAAGUACGACAGUUUUAUGUAUUUGGCAUUGGUGGAAAUUCCAGCGUAUAUGAUACUUUAUUUUACAAUAAAUCGAUUAGGAAGACGAUUUUCAUUGUUUGGGUAUCUUUUGAUUUGUGGAAUUUGUUUGGGAGCUACGAUUUUUGUUCCAAAAGAGUCAUAUGCUCUCCAGUUAUCAAUGUUUUUGGUAGGGAAGAUGGCCAUUACGAUAUCAUUUCAAGUUUUGUAUUUUUACACUUCUGAAAUAUUUCCAACAAAUAUUCGUAAUAGAAUGUUAUCAUUGUGUUCAAUGCUUGGGCGAAUUGGUUCAAUGGUUGCACCACAAACUGUACUUUUGGCAAAAUUCAACAAAUCUGCACCAGUGAUACUUUUUUCAUGUUUUGCUUUAUUGUCAGCCUUUACGGCAUUAUUGUUCCCUGAAACGACUGAUGCUGCUUUACCUUCAACAAUGAACGAAGCUAAAGGAAUUGGUGAUAAAAAUAAGGAAGUGAAGCCAAAAAGUUAAAUAUAGAAAUUUGGGGGUAAAAGCUGUCGAAUAUACACAUUAGUUAAUUAUAUCUUAUAAGUAAAACACCGAAACGAUAUUUUAAGAAAUAAAGUUUGUAUUUGGAAUAA